This is a messenger RNA of Cyclopterus lumpus (lumpfish), 1017 nucleotides long. It is a transcript of the gene marchf11, whose product is annotated as membrane-associated ring finger (C3HC4) 11. Gene Ontology annotation, biological process: protein ubiquitination. Bases 1 to 1017 code for a protein of 338 amino acids. The transcript has 4 exons. The record is from RefSeq and is a predicted model, not a curated record. Lineage: Eukaryota; Metazoa; Chordata; Actinopteri; Perciformes; Cyclopteridae. Gene Ontology annotation, molecular function: zinc ion binding; ubiquitin-protein transferase activity.
AUGAGCACGGAGGAGGGAGAGGCGGGUCCAGCGUGCGGGGAGGCGAUGGGAGGCACCGCCGCCGGCACCGCCGCCAUCUGCCGCCGCACCUGGGACGAAAGCGAACCGCACGACUCCAGAGCACCUCGGCGGCCCGACGACGAGGCGGAGCGGCCGGGCGAGGAGGGAGAGGGCUGCUGCGGGGAUGCGUGCGACGCCGGGGACGACGCCGGCAAUCUGUCCAGCGAGGACGGGGCGGUCGGGGGCAGCACGUCGCGCAAGGAGCCGGCGACGCACUCGAACUGCAGCAGCGAGACCUGCAUUCCCACCCCCAGCUGCCGGAUCUGCUUCCAAGGCGCAGAGCAGGGCGACCUGCUGAACCCGUGCCGGUGUGACGGCUCGGUGCGGUACACCCACCAGCACUGCCUCCUGAAGUGGAUCAGCGAGCGAGGCUGCUGGACCUGCGAGCUCUGCUGCUACCGCUUCCACGUGAUUGCCAUCAACAUGAAGACGCCGUGGCAGUGGCAGUCCAUCACCAUCACCCUGGUGGAGAAGGUGCAGAUCAUCGCAGUGUUCCUGGGCUCUCUCUUCCUGGUGGCCAGCAUCUCCUGGCUGCUGUGGUCAGCUCUCAGCCCGCAGGCCAUCUGGCAGCGCCGCGACGUCCUCUUCCAGAUCUGCUAUGGCAUGUACGGCUUCAUGGACCUGGUAUGCGUAGGUUUGAUCGUCCACGAGGGGGCGGCUGUGUACAACGUCUUCAUGCGCUGGCGAGCCGUCAACCUCCACUGGGAUGUCCAGAGCUACGAUAAAGCGAAGGACAUGGAGGAGACGAGCACUGGCCAUUCCUCGCUGGCCCCCAGGACGCUGUGGUUGCCUCUGGCCACUUUUGGGCCCGACGGCCCCUCCCGCCCCACCCAGCUGGGGCGGCAGCCAUGGACCUGCCUCUGUCUGGCCCCCUUUUGCCCCGGCCUGGUGCCCCGAAACAACCUCAGCCAGGACAGUGACUCAGGAGAGGUCGUCAUUCGUGUGACGUCGGUGUAA